AUGGAGAAGAGACGCUCCAGCUCUCGUCUUUCAGUCACCUCUUGCGCGUCUGCCAACUCUUGCUGUGCACCUAAGACAAGCACAAGUGGAUCUAUCGCAAAGCAGCACCCCAAAUCUAUCAAAACAUGCUGCACUGCCAAAGCUGCCUCGUGCGUCGAAGCUUGCUCGGAUGAGAAAAUGUUUGAAGAAACCACUAUUUCAACUUGUGCCGAUGUCUCUCGCGUCGACAAACCGUCCUCGCCCACAGCCUGCGUCGAUGCCUGCUGCAGUCAGGAGAAGGGGCUGAUACAAAAGACAAGUGAGGUUGAAGUCGAUGCAACGCGCGCCGCCGACCUCGAGGCGGGCAUUUCCGGAAAGGAGCAUGUGAUCCUCAGUCUUUCGGGUAUGACAUGCACUGGUUGCGAAACCAAAUUAUCCCGCACGCUAGCAACACUUCCCGCGAUCACGAGACUGAAGACUAGCCUGGUACUUUCACGUGCGGAAUUUGACCUCGAUGUAGGCACUACUUCCGCCGUUGAGGUCAUAAAACACCUUGAGAGGACAACUGAGUUCAAGUGUGAGCGUGUUACGAAUCAAGGCUCCAGCCUCGAUCUUAUUUACCACGGUGAUCCGAUCGAUGCAGUCAAGAACGACUGGCCAGAAGGCGUUACCGAAGUGAAGAUUGUGGAUCGAAAGACUAUCCGGGUCGACUUCGACGCGAAGAUUGUCGGUGCGCGAGAUCUUGUUGAAAAGGGCUGGCCUACACCUUUGCCACUCGCUCCUCCCCGCGCUGAUCCAACCUUGGAAGCUGGCUCAAGGCAUGUUCGCCAAGUUGGUUAUAUGACUCUUUUGUCAAUCGUGUUGACCAUUCCCGUCCUUGUUCUUUCGUGGGCUCCACUUCCGGAUAAGAAAAGGAAAGAGAUCGUGUUUGGCUCAAUAUCUCUUGCUUUUGCCACUAUUAUCCAAAUGGUGGUUGCUGGGCCUUUCUAUCCUAAAGCCCUCAAGGCUUUGGUUUUCUCGAGAGUAAUCGAGAUGGAUUUGCUCAUUGUGCUGAGCACGAGCGUGGCCUACAUAUUCUCGGUCGUAGCAUUCGGCUAUCUCGUUGCGCACAAACCAUUGUCGACCGGCGAGUUUUUCGAAACCAGCACGUUACUAGUUACACUCAUCAUGGUCGGCCGGUAUGUUGCUGCAUUAGCGCGCCAGAAAGCUGUUGAAUCAAUCUCGACUCGCUCGCUGCAAAGCUCGACGGCUACCAUCAUGGACCAGGGAGUGGAAAAGGAGAUUGACUCAAGGCUGCUCCAGUAUGGCGAUGUUUUCCGAGUUUCUCCUGAUUCGAAGAUACCAACCGACGGGACCGUCAUUUUGGGGUCCUCUGAGGUUGAUGAAUCUAUGCUCACUGGUGAAUCCCGGCCUAUCGCGAAGUUUGAGGGCUCUCCUGUCAUUGCAGGAUCAAUUAAUGGAUCUGGAGUCCUAACCAUUCGGCUCACUCGAAUUCCCGGCGAUAAUACCAUUAGCACGAUUGCUAGAAUGGUAGACGAAGCAAAGCUGUCUAAGCCCAAAAUCCAGGAGAUUGCCGACCAGAUAGCAAGCUAUUUUGUGCCUGUAGUCAUCGCUAUCACCAUCGCCGUCUUCUGUAUCUGGGUUGCUAUUGGCAUCACCGUUCAGAACAAGUCCCGAUCUGAAGCUACCAUUCAGGCCAUUACAUAUGCAAUCACCGUGCUGAUUGUUUCUUGUCCUUGCGCUAUUGGUCUCGCUGUUCCAAUGGUUAUCGUUGUUGCAACAGGAGUCGCCGCUGAGAGAGGCGUUAUUUUCAAAUCUGCCGAUGCCAUCGAGGUAGCAUACAAGACUAGUCAUGUCGUGUUUGACAAGACUGGAACCUUGACUAGAGGCAAGCUCACCAUCGCUCAAGAGAAUUACCCCAGCGCUCAUCCCGACACGAAGGCUCUGCUGUUGGGCCUUAUUACAGGCAGUAAGCAUCCGGUGUCCGUUGCCGUGGCAAAUCACCUUGAAACGGACGGUGUCACAGCAGCCACAGCAGUCGACCCUAAGAGUCUAGUUGGCAAAGGUGUUGAGGGCACUUUUGCAGGUCGCACUCUUCGCGCUGGCAAUUCCAGAUGGCUCAAUCUCUCGAACGACCUUCUUGUUCAGUCUGUUCUUUCCCAGGGCUAUACAGCGUUUUGCUUCACAGUGGAAGGUUCUCUCGCUGCCGUAUUUGGACUUGAGGACUCUCUACGAGAGGACGCUCUCUCCACCAUCAAUAAGCUACAUCAAGACGGGAUUUCUGUCCAUGUCCUAUCUGGCGACGAUGACGGUGCCGUCCGAACAGUCGCAUCUCAACUCGAUAUCCCUGAUUCCAACGUUCGAUCUCGCUGCACCCCGGCAGACAAGCAAACUUACAUCAAGAACCUCAUCGCUACCUCUGACCCUCGCAGUUCAGGGAAGAAAGCUAAUCAGCCCGUCGUCAUGUUCUGCGGCGAUGGGACUAAUGAUGCUAUUGCUCUUGCGCAGGCCACCAUUGGCGUACACAUGAACGAAGGCACCGACGUUGCCAAAUCUGCCGCAGAUGUCGUUCUUAUGCGUCCAAGCUUGUCCGGCAUCCUCACCGCCAUCAAUGUCAGUCGGAAGUCGAUCCACCGGAUCGCUUUCAACUUUGGCUGGAGCUUUGUGUAUAAUGUGUUUGCUAUCCUACUUGCUGCCGGCGCGUUUGUGCAUGCGCGUAUUCCACCAGAGUUUGCGGGGCUAGGUGAGUUGGUCAGUGUCCUACCAGUUGUUGCAGCAGGCAUACUACUCAAGUGGGCCAAGGUUUAG
Messenger RNA from Parastagonospora nodorum SN15, 2787 nucleotides. RefSeq lists its product as hypothetical. The coding region runs from base 1 to 2787 and encodes 928 amino acids. Gene Ontology annotation, cellular component: membrane. Gene Ontology annotation, biological process: monoatomic cation transport. Gene Ontology annotation, molecular function: metal ion binding; ATP binding; ATP hydrolysis activity. Lineage: Eukaryota; Fungi; Ascomycota; Dothideomycetes; Pleosporales; Phaeosphaeriaceae. The record is from RefSeq and is a predicted model, not a curated record. The transcript has a single exon.